GUUUGCAGCGGCGUGGAGCGGGUGGCAUCAGCAGCGACCGCGGCAGCAGCAUGAUUUGAUUAGGGAAGGGAGUGGCAGGCGCAGGCCGCUGCUUGCUCUGCUCGCUGGCGUUGGCGUUUCCCCCCUGCCCUGCCCCCACUCCCCACUCCCCAGUCCCCACCCCACCCUCUUCCUCUCGCUCGCGUGAACCCCCUCGCUUUUGCUGCGUCUGCGCAAAGCAUCACUGGAUAUUUGGAUUGAACUGGGUUGGAUAGAGGGGUUGCUCGCCUUCUUGGCUGGUGGUUCCGUGAGCUCUGCUGCUGCCGCAGUCGCGCGGCAGAAUUGUGCCCUUCAGCUGUGGACUGGUCUGUUCCUCUUCUUCUGCUUGUUCGGCGGAUUGAAUCUACGGGCUCUGGCGAUGUGGGUGAUGUGGAUGGGGUGGUGGCUGGUGGUUGCCGGCCUGCUCGCCGUGAUCCUGCCGCCGUCCACCGCCACGCUCUCCCCGGCCGGCAUCAACUACGAAGUGGUGGCUCUGAUGGCCAUCAAGACGGAGCUGCAGGACCCCUACAACGUGCUCGACAACUGGGACAUCAACUCCGUCGACCCCUGCAGCUGGAAGAUGGUCACCUGCUCCUCUGACGGCUACGUCUCCGCGCUGGGGCUACCCAGCCAGAGCUUGUCUGGGAAAUUGUCACCCGGCAUCGGCAAUCUCACCAGGCUGCAAUCUGUGCUAUUACAGAACAAUGUGAUUUCUGGCCCUAUUCCUGGCACCAUAGGAAGGUUGGGGAUGCUAAAGACGCUUGACAUGUCAGAUAACCAGCUCACUGGGAGUAUCCCAAUUUUGCUUGGAAAUCUCAAGAACCUCAACUAUUUGAAAUUGAACAACAAUAGCUUGUCUGGAGUUCUACCUGAUUCACUUGCCACCAUUAAUGGUCUUGCUCUCGUAGAUCUUUCGUUUAACAAUCUGAGUGGUCCAUUACCCAAGAUUUCUGCAAGAACUUUCAACAUCGCUGGAAAUCCCAUGAUUUGUGGUGUCAAGUCUGGAGAUAAUUGCUCAUCUGUUUCACUGGACCCACUCUCUUAUCCACCAGAUGAUUUGAAGACUCAGCCACAGCAAGGCAUGGCAAGAAGCCACCGAAUUGCUAUAAUAUGUGGAGCAACUGUUGGUUCAGUAGUUUUUAUUGCUCUUGUAGUCAGUAUGCUUCUCUUGUGGCGGCAUAGGCGUAAUCAGCAGAUCUUUUUUGAUGUAAACGAUCAAUAUGACCCAGAAGUAUGUUUGGGCCAUCUGAAGCAAUAUGCCUUCAAGGAGCUCCGAGUGGCUACUAACAAUUUCAACUCAAAGAACAUUUUAGGUGAAGGUGGGUAUGGCAUUGUAUACAAGGGCUACUUGCGAGAUGGCUCUGUUGUUGCUGUUAAAAGACUUAAGGAUUAUAAUGCUGUUGGUGGGGAAGUUCAGUUCCAAACUGAAGUUGAAGUCAUAAGCUUGGCUGUUCAUCGGAAUCUCCUUCGGCUCAUUGGAUUCUGCACUACAGAGAGUGAGAGAUUACUUGUUUAUCCUUACAUGCCGAAUGGAAGUGUUGCUUCCCAAUUGCGGGAACUUGUAAAUGGCCGGCCAGCUCUAGAUUGGUCGAGGAGAAAGAGGAUAGCACUAGGCACAGCACGUGGUCUUCUCUAUUUGCAUGAGCAGUGUGAUCCAAAAAUAAUCCAUCGUGAUGUAAAAGCUUCCAAUGUGCUCCUUGAUGAAUAUUUUGAAGCAAUUGUGGGAGAUUUUGGAUUGGCAAAACUUUUGGACCACAGGGAAUCCCAUGUUACAACUGCAGUACGCGGGACAGUAGGACAUAUAGCUCCAGAAUAUCUGUCAACUGGCCAGUCAUCAGAGAAGACUGAUGUUUUUGGAUUUGGAGUCUUAUUGGUUGAGUUGAUCACUGGUCAGAAGGCAUUGGAUUUUGGAAGAGUCGCAAGUCAGAAGGGUGGAGUGCUCGAUUGGGUUAGAAAGCUUCAUCAAGAAAAGCAGCUAAGCGUGAUGGUGGAUAAAGACCUAGGUACCAACUAUGACAGGGUUGAACUAGAAGAAAUGGUUCAGGUGGCUUUGCUGUGCACACAGUACUAUACAUCUCACCGCCCCAGAAUGUCUGAGGUAAUCAGGAUGCUAGAAGGUGACGGGCUGGCAGAGAAAUGGGAAGCGUCGCAAAAUGUGGACACACCGGAAUCUGUAUCAUCGGAGCUUCUACCUCCAAAGUACAUGGAUUUUGCCGCGGACGAAUCUUCACUCGGCCUAGAAGCCAUGGAGCUCUCUGGACCAAGGUGACCGAUCGGUCAUCGCAUAGACGCGUAGAUGUCUGUCAUAUGUGCCUGCUGUGUUACAUUUGAUUUGAUUAGGCACAAGGCAAGGUGAAAUUUUCCGGGUUUAUGUAGUGUGUAAUCUGUCUGUCUAUAGCUGCGGUGGCAUUCAUUUGUAGAUUGAGAAGCAUUGUGUGAGCUGAGCCCAUCCUUGUUGCGUAUGUACUGGUGGCAAAGAGAUGAGAUGAAUGAGUAAAUAUAGAAAGAAAAAAAAAUCCAGUGCAGUUUGUGCCUGUUCUGCCUGCUGAGCAUGUACAGCUGAUAAAUGCUGAUACCUUCAU
Messenger RNA from Phragmites australis (common reed), 2600 nucleotides. RefSeq names its product protein NSP-INTERACTING KINASE 3-like. NCBI's taxonomy places the organism in Eukaryota, Viridiplantae, Streptophyta, Magnoliopsida, Poales, Poaceae. Gene Ontology annotation, molecular function: protein binding; ATP binding; protein kinase activity. The record is from RefSeq and is a predicted model, not a curated record. Gene Ontology annotation, biological process: protein phosphorylation. The coding region runs from base 398 to 2287 and encodes 629 amino acids. The transcript is spliced from 11 exons.